UCCUGGAGGGUAGUUUAGACCUAGUUCAUCAGAAGAUACCACUAAAAAAAGCGCUGCGUCAUGUCAGCCAGUGACUGCAUGUUUAUGCCACAGUAGGUACCCGCCGCCUUACUCUCGGCCUUCAAUUCUCAGUCCCUCCAAAAUCGCACCUUUCCCAAAUCCUCCAUCUCUUGUUCUCCCAUCGACUGCCAUGUCAGAUCGACUUUUGAGGUGACUCAAAAGUCUCUCUACCUCCAGUUUCUCGUUGUCCCAUCGGCCGCCAUGUCGGAUUCCGAGGACGAUUUCGAGCAGGAGUUGCUGCAGGCCGUGGGUCGCGCCAGCAGAAGCGGCGGCAGGAGCGGCGGAGGCGACGGCGGGCGGAAAGGCGGAGGCGGGGGAGGGAACAGGCGGAGCAGCAAGGGUGGCCGCAGCCGUCGAUCUGGAUUCCGCAGCUCGAGCAGCAGCGAAGAUCAGCCGUCGGAUAACGAGGAUGAUGACGACGACUACGAGGACAUCGAGCAGCGGGAGCGCGCGAGAGGCGCGCGCGGAUCGGCCGCUGCGGAAGCGAAGGGGGAUUCUCGCAGCCGGGGAAACGGGAGUCCUCCGCGGGGAAGCGGGUCCCGCGGCGGCGGCGGCGGAGGCGGCGGGAGCCGUGGAGGGGGAAGGGGCAGUGGAUCAGACGGGGAGAGAAGGGCGCGCGGGGGAGGCGGCGGGGAUGGGGGGGAUUCCGACAGCAGCGCGCUGUCGUUCGGUAGCGAUUUGUACAAGGACGACGACGAUCGCGAACGGUUACAGGCGAUGAACGAAAUCGAUCGCGAGCAGAUCCUGUUCGAGCGCGACGAACGGCGGCGAAGCCACCUGGACAAGCGCGAACUUCGCAAGAAGCUUCGCCAGCAGCAAAAGCUGCACCCGCAGCAGCAGCAGCAGUCGUUUCACCGCACCCAGGAGCGCACCCCCCGCGCCUCCGCUAGAGAAUCCGCAGCUUCCGCCGCCGCAGCGUCCGCGCCACCGGCGGCGGCGGCGGCGGCGUCCACGCCAGAACCAGCAGCGCGCGGAGGGUCCGCGGUAGGAUCAGCUGUAGGGUCGGGCGCAGGGACUUUAGAGACGUCUCAAAAGCCGGCGUCUUACACGCCGCCGGGAUCGGCGGUGGCGCGGGCGCGCGGGUUUGGCGGCGUGGAGCGGAGCCGCAAGGAGGGCGCGCUGCAGCAGCUGGAGGCGAAAAAGGCGGCGAAGCAGCAGCGGCGGCAGGACCUGGACGCGGAUAAGGACGCGGACUAUAACGCGGAUAAGAGCGCGGGUACAGGUAGAGACGCGGAUAGAGCCGCAUCAGACGCGAGUGACGAUGCCCUGGCGUCGCGGCGCAAACCGCCCGCGCCAGCGGAAGGGAAGCCCCCCCCUGCCGCUCGUGCCCGCUCGCGCUCCCGCUCCCGCAGCCGCAGCAGCAGCCGGGGCAGGGGCAGGGGGAGCGACAGCGAGGCUAGCAGCAGCAGCCGCAGCAGCAGAGGCAGGGGCAGGGGCCGCCGCCGCUCGCGCUCCCGCAGCAGCGACAGCUCCGACCGAAGCAGCAGCAGCAGGAGCAGCCGGGGGCGCAGCAGCAGCAGCGACAGCGACAGGGGGAGCAGCAGCAGCAGCGAGGGCGGCGGGGGCAGGGAGGGGCGGAAGCGCGGCGGCGAGCAGUCCAGGUUCGCUGAACCGGACGAGCUGUCAAAGAUUGUGGUGCAGCGGUCGAAGCUGGCGCAGUGGUGCAUGGAGCCGUACUUUGAGACGCUGGUGUGCGGGUGCUACGUGCGCGUGGGCAUUGGCACGAACCCGCACGGCCAGCCCGUGUACCGCAUCUGUGAAGUGGUGGCUGUGGACGCCAAAGACCCCUCCAAGCAGUACAAGUUCGAGGGGCGCAUGACGUUCAAGUUCUUGGACUGCAAGUGGGGCGAGCACCGGGCGCGCUGGCAGAUGGCUCGAGUGUCCGACAAGCCCGCCACCACGCAGGAGAUCCUGCAGCUGUUUCGGGAGAUAGAGAGGGCACACCUGCACAGAGUGACAAAGGAAACGGUGCAGAGGAAAGUGGAGGAGUUGGAUGCAGUGAAAGGGUACGUGUAUUCGGCCGAGGUGGUGGCCUCGAUGCUAAGGGAGAAGCGGGCGGCAGCGGCGCGGCCCAAGAUGGUGAUAAUGGAAAGAGAGAGGAUUCGGCUUGACAUCGCUGCUGCGGAGCAGAGGAGCGAUUUGGGCGCGGUGGAACAGCUAAAGGCAGAGUUGGAGAAGUUGGAGCGGAUGGGAGAGGACAAGGGCGAGGUGGCCAAGGGGCGGCGCGAGUUUGAUCUGGCAAGAAUGAACAAGCGCAACCGGCAGGAGAACUUCCGCACCGCUGUCAAUGCCGCCACUGGCGGCACAGAGAGCAAGACAGGAGAAGCCGCGGUUGAUCCAUUCAUCCGGCGCUGGACUCGCUCCCAGAACUACUACAAGAGCCCCGCCGCCCCCACUGCUGCUGCUCCCUGGUCUGAUGACGAGGAGGAGGGCGCGGGGAAGGGAGGCAAGGACGGCAAGGACGGCAAAGACAAGGGCAAGGAUGCCAAGGAGGGGAAGGGCAAGGGCGACGGUGAGGAGAAGGGGAAGGAUGGAGCAGGUGGAGGAGAGGAGGAGGAGGAGAAGGAAAGGGAGAAGGAGAGAGAGAAGGAGAGGGAGGCGCAGUUGGGGAGCUGGUUGGGGCAGCAGCUGGACGAGCGGGCGAAGCAGGUGCUCCGGAAACACGCCUUUGACCUGGAGAUAGACCUGGGCCUGGUGGACAAGUGGGGGGGAGCGGGGGCAGCAGCGGCGGCGCAGAGGGGGAGUGUGGGGCAGGCGAUGUGGGAGGCGGCGUUUAUGGCGCGCAAGAGGCAGCAGGAGGCCUUGUAUGGGGCGCCCAUCGGCGUGCCGGCAGGGGAGACGCCCCGGGGGCUCAGGCUGCUGACUCUCAGUGAGUACAAGCGGCGCAGAGGGCUGCCGUGUGACUGAGUGGGUGUUGUGAUGAGCAGUUGGCAGGCAACAUGGGAGGCCGCUUUCAUGGUGUGCAAGAGGCAGUGGCGGCGCAGAGGGGCAGUGUGGGGCAGGCAAUGUGGGAGGUGGCGUUCAUGGUGCGCAAGCCCCGCACGAGGCGCUGUACGGGGCGCCCAUAGGUGUGCCGGCAGGGGAGACGUCGCGAGGGCUCAGGCUGUUGACUCUCAGCGAGUACAAGAGGAGGAGAGGGCUGCCGUGUGACUGAGUGGGUGCUAUGGUGAGCUUUUGGCAGGCGGUGUGGGAGCCACAUUCAUGGUGCGCAAGAGGCAGCAGCGCAGAGGGGAAGUGUGGGGCAGGCGUUAGUGUUUAUAAAGAUUAGGGGUAGCUAUGUUGGGCCCAGGUUAGAUGGUUAGAGUGGGUGGGUGGCUCUGGGAGAUGACAUAAGCCAUUCAUCACGUUUUCUUUGUGCAAUGGUAUAUAUCAAUGAGUCAUGUUU
This is a messenger RNA of Closterium sp. NIES-67, 3445 nucleotides long. The record is from the annotation of a GenBank genome assembly. NCBI's taxonomy places the organism in Eukaryota, Viridiplantae, Streptophyta, Zygnematophyceae, Desmidiales, Closteriaceae.